CUGUUUGCGCAUCUGCCGCGCCACCACGAGGUGGACGUGGCGGGUGUUGUGGCGCGCGGCACGGCCGCCGCGCUGCCGCUGCCGGCCAUCCAGCUGGGCCUGACACUGGCGCAGGGCUCGCUGCGCGGCGCCAACGCGCGCUGCAUUGCCAUGCUGGACGUCUUCCGGCAAGUGGUGCUGGAGUUCCGCAGCGCGGGCGGGCGCGAGUUUGCGCGCGAGCUCAACCCGCUGCUCAACUCGGUUAUCUCAUUCCUGGUCUUCUGCCGCCCGCUGUCGGUGUCCAUGGGCGCGGCCAUCAAGCACGUCAAGGCAGCCGUGGAGAAGCUGAAGCUGGAGCCCAGCGCCAAGGAGCGGCUGCUGGGUGUCAUCUCCUCCUUUGUCCAGGAGAAGAUCCUGUUUGCGGGCGACCAUCUGGCGGGCGAGGCGGCCAAGCGCAUCCAGAGCGACGAUGUGGUGCUGACCUACGGCUACUCCUCGGUCGUGGCGGCGGUGCUCCUGCGCGCCGCCGCGGCAGGCACCCCCUUCGCCGUGGUGGUGGCCGAUGCGCGGCCGCUGCUGGAGGGGCGGCGCAUGCUGCGCGCGCUGCUGGCCGCCCGCGUGCCCGCGCAGUACGUUGCGCUCAACGGCCUGAGCUUCGUGCUGCCGCGGGUGACCAAGGUGCUGCUGGGUGCGGGUGCCGUGCUCAGCAACGGCGCGGUGCUGGCGCGCGCCGGGUCGGCGGCCGUGGCCAUGGCCGCCUCCGCGGCGCACGUGCCCGUGCUGGUGGCCGCCGAGACCUACAAGUUCCACGAGCGCGUGCAGCUGGACUCCAUCACGCACAACGAGCUGGGCGACCCAGACCUCCUGGUCGAGAUGCCGGGCGGGGAGAAGGCCUGGCUGGAAGGCUGGCGCGAGCAGGAGGGCCUGGGCCUGCUCAGCCUGAUGUACGACACCAUGCCCGCCCAGUUUGUGAGCAUGGUGAUCACGGAGGUGGGGGCCAUCCCCCCUACCUCCGUCCCCGUCAUCCUCCGCGAGCAGCGGGCCGACGGGAACAUGGCGUGA
This is a messenger RNA of Auxenochlorella protothecoides, 1041 nucleotides long. Its product is annotated as Translation initiation factor eIF-2B subunit delta. The annotation marks the transcript as partial. The transcript is spliced from 3 exons. The record is from RefSeq and is a predicted model, not a curated record. NCBI's taxonomy places the organism in Eukaryota, Viridiplantae, Chlorophyta, Trebouxiophyceae, Chlorellales, Chlorellaceae.